Messenger RNA from Cynocephalus volans (Philippine flying lemur), 3657 nucleotides. RefSeq names its product disintegrin and metalloproteinase domain-containing protein 30-like. Gene Ontology annotation, biological process: male gonad development; proteolysis. Gene Ontology annotation, molecular function: calcium ion binding; metalloendopeptidase activity. Gene Ontology annotation, cellular component: sperm head plasma membrane; external side of plasma membrane; plasma membrane. The record is from RefSeq and is a predicted model, not a curated record. The transcript is spliced from 9 exons. The coding region runs from base 1 to 3657 and encodes 1218 amino acids. NCBI's taxonomy places the organism in Eukaryota, Metazoa, Chordata, Mammalia, Dermoptera, Cynocephalidae.
AUGGGGGCGGCGCGGAUCUCACCCUCCCGAGGCCGCUCGCUCCUCGCGCUAGUUAUGGCGGUGCUCCUUGUCGAGUCUCUUGGCGAGGAUUCCCUUUUUCACCCUGAGUGGGGCUUUGACUCGUACGAAAUCACCAUCCCCAGGAAGCUGAGCUUCCGGGCAGGAGAGCCGGGUGUGGUCAGUCCCGUGUCCUACCUCCUGCACUUAAAAGGCAAGAAGCAUGUCCUCCACCUGUGGCCCAAGAGGUUUCUGUUGCCCCGGCAUCUGCGUGUUUUCUCCUUCACAGAACACGGGGAACUGCUGGAGGAUCACCCUUAUAUACCCAGGGACUGCAACUACAUGGGCUCGCUGGAAGGGUCUCAGGACUCUGGAGCUACUGUGAGUACGUGCAUGGGGGGUCUGCGAGGCAUACUGAACAUUGAUGGCGAGCAUUACCAAAUGGAGCCCCUCAAGGCCUCCUCCAGUUUUGAACAUGUCGUCUAUCUCCUGAAGAAAGAGCAGUUUAGCAAUCAGACCUGUGGCUUAACUGAUGAUGAAAUAGAACGGCAGAUGGCCCAGCAUGAGAAUACGGCUAGGGUGAGGGACUAUUCUGGAUCCUAUAUGCACCCAAAGUACAUUGAACUGGCUCUGAUCUUUGAUCACAGUACAUAUAUGUACAGGAAGUUCAAUCUUACUCGAGUCAUAAAUGAUGCCAUUCUUUUGACGGGGAUUAUGGACUCCUACUAUCAAGAUGUCCAGUUGAGGAUACAUCUAAAAGCUCUUGAGGUAUGGACAGAUUAUAACAGAAUUUUUGUUGGAUUUCCUACGUUAGCUGAAGUUUUAGGCAGAUUUGUACUGUACAGAAGAAGUGUGUUCAAUGCUCGGCUUCCAGCAGAUUGGGCUCAUUUGUAUGUUCAGAGAAGAUAUACGGAUGCCCUUGCAUGGUCCUUUGGAAGAGUGUGUUCUAUGGACCAUGUCGGAUCAGCAAGCAGUAUUUUAGAUGCAAAUAUCCUUGGACCUGCCACUUGGACUUCUCAUGAAGUGGGCCAUGCUUUGGGAAUGGCACAUGAUGAAGAAUAUUGCCAAUGUAAGGGUAGGAAGAGUUGCAUCAUGGGCACAGGACGUACUGGGUUUAGUAACUGUAGUUAUGCCGCUUAUUUUAGAUACACGUCUUUGUCAGCCAAAUGUUUAAAUAAUAUCCCAGGACUAGGUUAUGUGGUGAAGAGAUGUGGGAACAAAAUUGUGGAAGAUGAUGAGCAAUGUGACUGUGGCUCAAAAGAAGACUGUCAAAAAGACCGAUGUUGCCAACCCAAUUGUAGGCUGAGGCAAGGUGUCAACUGCAGCUUUGGACUUUGCUGUCAUCGCUGUCAAUUUCGCCCCUCUGGAUAUGUGUGUAGGCAGGAAGAAAAUGAAUGUGACCUUGCAGAGUACUGUAGUGGGAAUUCAAGUUACUGCCCAAAUGACUUGUAUAAGCAGGAUGGAACCCCUUGCAAGUACAAAGGCCUUUGUUUCCGAAAGGGGUGUCGAUCCAGAUUUAUGCAGUGCCAAAGCAUUUUUGGGCCUCAUGCCAGGGAGGCUCCUAAUCUGUGCUAUGAGGCAGUUAAUUCAAUAGGUGAUCAAUACGGCAACUGUAAGAUUAAUGGAAUUGCUAACUUUACACAGUGUACCGGGGAGAAUUCAGUGUGUGGCAGGCUACAGUGUAUAAAUGUCAAAACCAUUCCUGAUUUGCCAGACCAUACUACUAUAAUUUCUACUCACUUGCAUGCAGAAAAUGUCAUGUGUUGGGGCACAGGGUAUCAUAUAUCCAUGGAACCCAUGGGGAUACCUGACAUUGGUGUGAUAAAUGAUGGCACAUCCUGUGGCGAGAACCGGGUAUGUUUUAACAGAACUUGUGUCGAUAUCUCAGUCCUGAAGUUUGACUGUCUGUCUAAGAAGUGCAAUGGCCGAGGUGUUUGCAACAACAGAAAAAGCUGCCACUGCACGUAUGGCUGGGCCCCUCCAUUCUGUGAGGAGGUAGGGUUUGGAGGGAGCAUUGACAGUGGGCCUCCAGGACCACUGAAAGUGGAGGCGCCACCAUCAGUUCAGAUUGUGUCCUUUAUGCUACUGCGCCUCAUUUUGUUAGUUGCCUCAGUGAUUUUUGUGUUUUUCAGGCAAAUGAUAGUAAAGUGGUUAAAUCUCAAUCAGAAAAAAACACCACCAGGUAACACUGAACGUGAACCAUCUAAAGCAAAGACUGGAGCUGAAAUGUCCAAAGUGAACACUGAAGAGGAAGAACCUAUAAAACCCCCUGAAGAUAAACAAUCCAAAGCAAAGAGUGUCAAGAAACCGAAAAAGCAUCCAGGCAACCCCCAGUCAUUCAGUAACACGUUGGAAUACCCUGAGAAGAACGGCGCGACGGCUUCUCUGGACACUGAAGCUCUGAAUGUGGCCUCCGUAGGGUUGCGGUGGGUUUCAGAGCACAAGCGUACUUCAGCAAGCUUGUGGAGAGAUGCGUAUAAGCUUUCAAUUUUAUUUUUCCACAACUUUUUGAAGUACCCUCGUAGAGCCCUGUCUCUCACAACCCCAGAGAGCAAAGUGACCGUCCGCCUCUUCCCCCUCCUGCCCCAACUGGAUCGACACGAAUGUCCGCACCUGCACCCUAGGCCGAAGGGUCUCUUGUGUCAUCUGGAUGAUGCAUGCAUCAGCAAUCCUUGCCACAAGGGGGCACUGUGUGAUACCAACCCCCUGAAUGGACAGUAUAUUUGCACCUGCCCCCAGGGAUACAAAGGGGCUGACUGCACAGAAGAUGUGGAUGAGUGUGCCUUGGCCAAUAGCAAUCCUUGUGAGCAUGCAGGAAAAUGUGUGAAUACAGAUGGCGCCUUCCACUGCGAGUGUCUGAAGGGCUAUACAGGGCCUCGUUGCGAAAUGGACAUCAACGAGUGCCAUUCAGACCCCUGCCAGAACGAUGCCACCUGUCUGGAUAAGAUUGGAGGCUUCACGUGUCUGUGCAUGCCAGGUUUCAAAGGUGUGCAUUGUGAACUGGAGAUAAACGAAUGUCAGAGCAACCCUUGUGUGAACAAUGGACAAUGUGUGGAUAAAGUGAAUUGCUUCCAGUGUCUGUGUCCACCUGGGGGAAGUUCCCCGUUGCCUCUGAAGGGUCUGCUGGUGACUCUUAUCAGUGCAGUUGACUAUGUGGUGGGCUGCCUUGGCUCCUGUUCAGUCAGUGCACAGGUUCUGCACAUUCACCUGGGCAGCCCCUGUGGUGGUUUGCUGGGGCCUGUGAACUCCUCCAGUGCUCAGGUGUGGGUGGAGCCUGUGGCUUCAUUGGUCCCUGGGAGUGUGGCCGAGGUGUCCCUCAGCAAACACCCCCGAAAGACCUGUCCCUGCAAGCAGAAACCCCAAACACAGAAUUUUGCUAGCAGCUUUGCCCUAGACACUGUCAGGACUUGUCAUUACCUGUGGACGCUGGUGCAAUGCAGGAGUUACCGUACCUUGCUGAAGUACGCUUGUGCUCUGAAACCCACCGCAACCCUACGGAGGCCACAUUCAGAGCUUCAGUGUCCAGAGAAGCCGUCGCGCCAUUCUUCUAAGGGUAUUCCAACCUUGAUCACAAGCGAGGAGCAAGUGAACGGUAGGAAGAUAAAAUGCACUGAUGUGUGUCCAGAAGAAGAAUAUUUAUUUGCUGAUCAAAACUUGUGA